AUGACAGUUGCAGCUGCGAUGCCCCCGGCGGCACGCCUUCACGUUCAGGAAUGCUGCUUCUCAUUAUUGAUUUUGUCGCGGGCGUGCGCAGAUUUUAUCAAAGCAUGGGAGGAACGGCGAAUUUUUGAUGACAGCGUAGUGCUUAUUAGAGUUUCGAGUACCCUGGCUUGUCGGCGGUUCGCCUGCUGUCUCACUACACAACUGAGUUUUGCGUCAUUUCGUCCUGCUUCUCCGUUAUCUUAUUCAACAACAGUUGUCAGAUUCUGUUCAACAGACGAAAAGUCGAAGAAAAUGUCUUAUGAAUUAGCCAGUGAUGGUUGCUACCUUAAAAGUGGUCCUUCCAUGAUGAGCCCAGCUGGUCCAGAAAUACGGAAGGAAGCUGAAGAGUUUAUCUCUUUCCUGAAUAAAUCCGUCACACCGUUUCAUGCUGUUCAUGAGUGCCGAGAACGUUUGUUGCAGUCAGGAUUUCAAGAACUCAAAGAAUCAGCACACUGGGAUGUGAAACCAGGAGGAAAGUAUUACGUCACCAAAAAUCGCACUUGCAUCAUCGCCUUUGCUGUUGGUGGUGCCUUUGUACCGGGCAAUGGUUUUUCUAUAGUUGUUGGUCAUACCGAUAGUCCAGCUUUACGGGUGAAACCUGUAUCUAAAAUAACGUCAGAAAAAUUCAAUCAGGUUGGCGUUUCUACAUAUGGUGGAGGACUAUGGCGCACAUGGUUUGAUCGUGAUCUUUCCGUAGCUGGAGAAGUUGUUGUCAGGGCGGGUGACACACUAGCCAGACGUCUUAUCAAUAUCGAACAUCCUAUACUGUAUAUUCCAAAUUUGGCAAUACACUUUGCAAAAGAUCGUGAUAGUUUUACGUGCAAUAAGGAAACAGACCUUAGACCAAUUCUGGAAACUGUAGCAGCUGCAGGAAUCAAUGACCAAAAGGAUAAGAAGGAAGCUGCGUGCACUGAUGUAGGCAAGGACCCCAGAGAUAUUGUCGCUGAUCAUCAUUAUAAUUUCUUGGAUGUAAUAGCAGCUGCAGCUAAUGCGAGUGCGGAGCAAAUUGUAGACAUGGACCUCUACCUCUACGAUGCUAAUCCAGCGAGAAUUGGUGGUAUUCAUGAUGAAUUUAUUACUGGCGCUCGACUUGAUAACCUUGUUGGGACCUUCACAACUAUGCAGGGAUUGAUAGCUUCACUGCUUGAUGAGCGUUUGCUGAUGGAUGAUGAAAAUAUCCGCAUGGCUGCAUGUUUCGAUAAUGAGGAGGUUGGAUCUCAAACAGCUAUGGGAGCACAAUCAUCUUUCAUUGAAUAUGUCCUGAGACGAUUAUCAGCUGGAGGAGAUCCAUUGGCGUUUGAAGAGUCAAUAGGAAAAAGCUUGUUAAUCUCUGCUGAUCAAGCACAUGCUUGCCAUCCCAACUAUCCAAAAAUACAUGAGGAUAACCAUCGUCCUGCAUUCCAUGGUGGUGUAAUUGUAAAAAUAAAUGUCAAUCAACGCUAUGCUACGACGUCUACCACUCAUGCGGUCAUUAAACAAAUUGCUGCAGAAGCAAAUGUUCCUUUGCAGAAAGUUGUAGUUCGCAAUGAUUCAUUGUGUGGAUCAACUGUUGGCCCGAUUUUGGCUGCACGCCUUGGCAUGAGAACGGUAGAUGUCGGAUGCCCAAUGUUGGCAAUGCAUUCCAUUCGUGAAAUGGCUGACACUAGCAGCAUCAGUCAAGCAACAAGGCUCUAUGCGACAUUCUUCAACAGAAUGCGAUAUGUACUGCCAUCACUCAUGUAAGAUGCUGAGUUCAAACAUAUGAAAAGAAGCGAGCUAUGGUUUCAUACAAAUUUCUACUUGCUUGAUUUAACUAUAAUAAUGUUUGAUCUUCUAGGAUUAGUUUUAUUCAAGCAUAAAGCGUUUUAAAAAAUUGUCUUUUCAUGUAGUCGAC
Molecule: messenger RNA, 1912 nt
Organism: Cylicocyclus nassatus
Lineage: Eukaryota; Metazoa; Nematoda; Chromadorea; Rhabditida; Strongylidae
Source: the annotation of a GenBank genome assembly